UUUUAUACUGUGAUUUCGAACCGAAAGGUUGCAAAAUGUUUAAACUAAGUGUGUGCCUCUGUUUGGUAGCAGUUUUUGCUGUAGUUUUAGGUGAUAGUUUAACGGAGAAGAAAAAAUUCUUUCAUUUUAUUAGAGCUCAACGUGGAAGUAGAGACUUUAAUUUUGAAUACGUAACGGACAGUGGUCAACAAGUAAAUGGGCGAGCGGUUGCAGCUAGCCGACAGGAACCAGGCCUUUAUUUGAUGCAAGGCUCAGAUGCUCCAUUCUAUUGGGUCAAAUUUACCGACAGUGAACUGAAUAAUGAAGAUGAUUUUGAUAAAAUUGUUCGAUCGGUCAAACUGGUUCACGGAAGUGAUGUGGUGGCGCAGUUAAAAGACGGUUUUAUUUCAUACGAAAUUCACAGAAAUGGCCAACUGACUGGAGGACCUUACAAACCAGAUUGGAACUUGGACAAUGUUGGUUUUGAAUUGGCUGAUGCUCGAUCAAAAGUAUUCUAUUAUACAAUUACAUCGAGAAAUAAUGACAGAGAACACAGAGGCACCACAUCUUUUACAAGUGAUCCACAUGUUCAAAUCGUUUCUAUCCCAGACCGUCAUGAUUGCUAUGUAUACCAAGCUAAAUUCACCGAUGCAGAGCUCUUCUCUGUUGGACCAAUGAUCUAUAGGAAUGUUGAACAAAGUUUGAAAUGUCAACCACCACAGGAUGUGUCUCUAAGUGCUUCAAAAGAAGUUGAUCCAUAUCUUCUCCAAAAUCUUGCCGGCCCACAGUUAGGAUAAGAGAGUACUGAUUAUAUCGUUAAAAUUAUGUCAAUUUUCAAAAGUAUCCAAGCCAAAAAUAAAAUCGAACGAAAUACUUGUCGAAAUGUCAUAUUUAAAUUUCAUUACAAAAUACAAAACACAAACAAACACUGUA
Messenger RNA from Sitodiplosis mosellana (orange wheat blossom midge), 912 nucleotides. RefSeq lists its product as uncharacterized. Bases 36 to 776 code for a protein of 246 amino acids. The record is from RefSeq and is a predicted model, not a curated record. The transcript has 6 exons. NCBI's taxonomy places the organism in Eukaryota, Metazoa, Arthropoda, Insecta, Diptera, Cecidomyiidae.